Paecilomyces variotii is the source of this 2715-nucleotide messenger RNA. Its product is annotated as putative MFS multidrug transporter. The record is from RefSeq and is a predicted model, not a curated record. The coding region runs from base 1 to 2715 and encodes 904 amino acids. NCBI's taxonomy places the organism in Eukaryota, Fungi, Ascomycota, Eurotiomycetes, Eurotiales, Thermoascaceae. Gene Ontology annotation, cellular component: membrane. Gene Ontology annotation, biological process: transmembrane transport. The transcript has 7 exons. Gene Ontology annotation, molecular function: transmembrane transporter activity.
AUGGCGGACCGCAAUGGGGGCCUCGAGGCGGAGAAGAUCGAAAAACCAAAGACGUCAAAGAUUCCCUACUGGCGCACCGUCAUCGACCAGGGCGUCGUGACCCAAGAAGUUAUCGACUACCCAUACAAAGGCUCAGGAACAGAAGAUGACCCAUACGCGGUCGAGUGGAUUCCAAACGACCCUCGCAACCCGAUGCAAUACGGUGAGAUCAAGAAAUGGAGUAUCACCAUGUGUGUCGCCUUUGCAACACUGGCCGUGGCACUGGUCUCUUCCGCAUAUACGGGUGGUAUCGACAAAAUCAUGGUUGAAUUACACAUCGGCCAGGAGGUUGCAACGCUGGGAGUGUCGCUGUUCGUCUUGGGAUUCGCAAUCGGUCCACUGAUGUGGGCACCGAUGAGUGAGCUCUUUGGGCGACAAGUCCUGUUCAUCGGGACCUAUGCUGGCCUGACUGCCUUCAAUGCGGGCUGCGCAGGUGCCCAGAACGCUCAGACUCUGAUCAUUCUCCGGUUCUUUGCUGGUGCCUUUGGGUCCUCCCCCUUGACCAAUGCCGGUGGUAGAGGCCCGGUGCUAGGUCCGAUCAUUGGUGGAUUCCUCGGAAUGAAUGCUGGCUGGCGAUGGGUGGAAGGCUUUUUGGCCGCCUUCUCUGGCACCCUGUGGAUCGUGGGAUCUCUGCUGCUCCCCGAAACCUAUGCGCCAGUGCUUCUCCGUCGUCGGGCUGAGAGACUCUCCAAGAUCACGGGGAAGGUGUACAGAAGCAAACUCGACAUCGAACGGGGCAAGGUCACGCUGGGAAGUGCCUUCAAGACAUCGCUUUCCCGUCCUUGGAUCCUACUCUUCCGGGAGCCCAUCGUGUUCCUGCUUUCGGUCUACAUGGCUAUUAUCUACGGCACUUUGUAUAUGCUGUUCGCCGCAUACCCUAUCGUCUACCAACGGGGUCGUGGCUGGAACCCUGGAGUAGGUAGCUUGCCCUUCCUGGGUAUCAUGGUCGGUAUGCUUGCGGCUGUCAUCUACACCAUCCCUGAUAACAAGCGCUACAUCCGGACCCAAGAACAGCACGGCGGAUUCGCACCUCCCGAAGCACGCCUGGUACCCUGCUUGCUGGCAUCUAUUGCAGUCCCCGUUGGACUCUUUUGGUUCGCCUGGACCAAUUACCCUUCCAUUCACUGGAUGGCGAGUAUUGCAGCCGUCUUCCUCAGCAUCAUGAAUUACCUGAUCGAUGCAUAUACAAUCUUCGCCGCGUCUGUCUUGGCAGCCAACUCAGUUCUGCGGUCUUGUUUCGGUGCCGCCUUCCCCUUGUUCACCACCUACAUGUACAACAACCUGGGAAUCCACUGGGCAUCUUCGAUCCCCGCGUUCCUGGCAGUGGCCUGUAUUCCCUUCCCCUUCCUCUUCUAUAAAUACGGCCCUGCCAUUCAGUUCUUGCGGAAGCUGCAGCAACAGGGCGAGCCGGAAGAAGAGGCCGAGGAAGAAAUCAAGGAGGCGGAGGCUUUCGAUCGCACCGAGGCCUCUCCUCCACACUCACCGGUUUCCAGCGACAGCGAGUCUGCUGUCGAGGAACUUCCUUCUGUGCGUCACGAGCGGAGCAUGGCCUCCAUGCGCAGCGGCUCUCUGCGCCGUUCACAGACUGGCAGUAGCGUUGGUCGUACGAGGAGUCUCUAUGAGGGCAACCCAUACGAUAUCGACCGUGUCAACACGCGGGAAUCCUUCAAGCAAAUGAAAAUCACCACGCGGGGCGUAUGCUCGGUCCGACGGCCCACCAUCUCUUCCAGAUAUCGCGUACAAAGGAAGACGCAACAGCGACGAUAUAAAGCCAGCAGCGCUCCCGAGAACGGGUCUGGGUCAUCAUCUUCGGAGGAAGCAGUGAAAAGCCAUGGCACUGCGAAAGCAGACGCAACAGCGUCCCCGGCGGGACCGGUAGCGUCAUCUGCGGGAGCGUCUCCUGCGCCGUUGGCGACGCAGCCUGCUCGUCGGUCGUUCGGUCAGAUGGUGCGAGCGAGUGCGCUGGGGAGGUUGGGCGAUGCGUAUAGUAGAGCGCAGCAGAGGAGGCCCUAUGUGACGCAGCUGUGCAGUUCGUUGGUGGUGUAUCUCAUUGGAGAUCUGAGUGCGCAGUUCAUGUUUCCGUCGGAUGAUAAGAAGGGUGGUGCGAAGGAGGAGACGAAGAGUGACGCUGGUGCAAGUGAAGAGGAGCAGAAGGCGGAGGGAGGAAGUGGAGGAGGGUAUGAUCCUUUGAGAACACUGAGGCAUUUGACUGUGGGUGCCAUCUCGAGUAUACCGAGUUAUAAAUGGUUCAUGUUCCUCCACCACAACUUCAACUACGCUUCCAAAUUCCUUUCUAUCACCACCAAAGUCGCCGUGCAGCAGGCCUGCUUUACCCCCGUCUUCAAUACCUACUUCUUCAGCAUGCAAUCUCUCCUGGCUGGUGCUUCCCUGGAUGAGACCUGGGAGCGACUGAAGAAGGCCGUGCCCACGAGUAUCAAGAACAGCGUCAAGUUAUGGCCGGCCGUCACGGCGUUCAGUUUCAUGUACAUUCCGCCGCACUUUCGCAGCGUAUUUGGAGGCACGAUUGCCGUGGGCUGGCAGACGUAUCUCAGCUGGCUGAACCAGAAGGCUGCACGAGAAGUUGAGGCUGCAGAGGCCGCCGAUAGGAUACAUGCACAGACUGGCGGCUUGACUUCUGCUGAGAUUUCUCCUUCUCAGGUAGCAAUGAAGACGUGA